Molecule: messenger RNA, 1474 nt
Organism: Anopheles moucheti
Lineage: Eukaryota; Metazoa; Arthropoda; Insecta; Diptera; Culicidae
Exons: 4
Coding region: 218-1120 (300 amino acids)
Source: RefSeq, a predicted model, not a curated record
GCAUAAAUCGGUAGAUCGCGUUAGUGUUAUCGCGACGAACCGCACGAUCAUACUGGUGUUGGGGUUGCGAUAAAGCACGCACGAUUAGGGUGCGAUCGAGCGAUUUUCUAUUGAAAGAUCACGAGAACGUUUUGGUGAACAAAUAAUAGUGAGCCGUGAUUUGUGAAGCGAGUGAGAGAAUUUGUGAAGUUCCAGGAAUUAAACGACCGACAGAAACAUGAUUCGUUUAAGCUGCUCCGGUAGUGAUCCGUUGGUUCCGAUGCUUCUUGUGGUGCUGCUGCUCGCAUCGACCGGAAAUGCGGCCAAUGUUUAUUCGUCCAGUUCGGGUGAAAAUCGUAGCAAUUCUCCUUCGCAACACUGCACCGAUUUUAAUCCCCAGCACGGGCUUGACAUCGAACAGAUUAUGGGCAUCUGGUACGGCAACGAAGUAAUCACACACGAUAGCCGCGAAGAGGGUGAAGUGGUGUACCGGACCUGCGUUGUAAUCCACCUGGCAGACGUGACGAACGCGACGGCCUCGGUUUACGACCAACCGCCCCAGGUGUAUUCCGGCCGAAGCAACCCGGCGGGAACGAACUACGAUCGCUUCGGGACGUCGUACGGGUACGGGUCGAAUGAUGGCCGCAGCGGGGGCAGCUCGUACGAGCAGCACCGCCGUCAGCAGGGCCAUCAGUACCAGCAGCAGGAACCGCGCACCAUGCGUAAUUUGCGCCUGAUUUGGGACGAGUCGGAACACACGCUCGAGUACACGCUGCGCUACAAUACGUCGAAGCCGGGCUUCUGGAUCGCGGCCUCACCCCAGUCCGGCUCGAUGAUUCAGCUGCAGUACGUCCAGUUUACCGGCACGGUGCAGGUGUUGAAAGCGAUCAACAACCAGCUGGUGCUCAACUUCUGCCAGAGCUUGCCCGGCGGUCAGCUGUUCACGAUCGUGCUGUCACGGCUUCCGAUGGGAUUGGGACCGGAGGAUAUCCAAAGCAUUCGGAACCUGCUGAGACGUCGCGGACUUUCGACGACUUCUGUGCGAAAAGUCUGCCAAAAUGGUGCCUUUCGGAGUGACGUUUCGAUGAUCGCGCUGGCGGUAAUGGCCAUCGUAACUGUCCUAGUCAAACGGUUGCACUGAAGUGUCGAACGUGGUGCGACCGAUACCUCUUCAUCAUUUGUGCCAUCCGUUUUCAUUAGUGUCCAAGGCCCCAACAUUACAUUCCUACUUCAGUUCAUUCCAAAUGUCCUACUUUCAUCUUUAUGUUUUUUUUCCGGGUUUUACAGAAAACAAAAUUGCUCCAGCAUCAUUCUGCUCAUCCGUGUAAAGUAUUUAUGAGUUUAAAUUCUUGUGCAAAUGUCCAUCGGUUGCCUUCUAAUUGUAAGCCUUGUGGAAAGAAAUAAAUGGUACCGUUUGUAUAACGAGUUUGCAAAAAACAAAGACAAAAAUGUUCGGAGUUCGGAGUAAGUCUGUUUGUAUCGCCUUGUUUACAAG